Messenger RNA from Penicillium soppii, 240 nucleotides. RefSeq lists its product as uncharacterized. The coding region runs from base 1 to 240 and encodes 79 amino acids. Gene Ontology annotation, molecular function: glucan endo-1,3-alpha-glucosidase activity. The transcript has a single exon. The record is from RefSeq and is a predicted model, not a curated record. NCBI's taxonomy places the organism in Eukaryota, Fungi, Ascomycota, Eurotiomycetes, Eurotiales, Aspergillaceae.
AUGAAGGAGUAUUACAUCAAUGCUAUUCAAGAUCACAAAUUCCGAGAAAUACACUGCUUCCGACUAGCAGUCAGACUUUGGAUUGGCCUAAGAUACCCACCCCAUAUCGAUGCGUUCGCCUUCGACAUGGCAUGGGAAGACAAGGCCAAUGACGCUUCCGUGGAGAUAGCUUUCACUGCUGCUAAUGAAAAGAGAUUCAAGCUAUUCUUCUCAUUUGACUAUGCUGGCAAUGGAUCUUGA